AUGUUCACCUUCUCCAAUGUCUGUUUAGCUUCCUGUUUUUCCAUCAGAGUUUAUCCCUUCUUUACUUCAACAGACUUUUGUGACUACAUCUCAAACUUUCCUGUAGACAAUACUCAUGUUAGUGUGCUUUCUUGGAAGACUGAUUCUAUUCCUUCUUAUAAUUCAUCCGUAUCUUUUCUGGCUGCUAAGACAUAUUUGACAAAUCCAUCUCAGUCGAUUCAUCUAUCUAUCUAUCUAUCUAUCUAUCUAUCUAUCUAUCUAUCUAUCUAUCUAUCUAUCUCAACUCUCUCUGGGUGUGGACUAACAAAUUUCGCCAAACUUUUCCCACUGCGCCCCUCGUCCUCUCUUUCUUGUCUUCAUUUUAAAACUGAGGCAUAUCCCUUUCUUCUGUCUUGUGAGGUCUUUAUAACUAUUCCUGUAGUUAGAGAAAAUAAUUCUCUCCUUCUUUCUCUCUCCUUUUCCUAUAUUAUAGAAAUAUUUUUUCCAUUUCUUGUGAUCCGCUUUCUUUCUUUCUUUCUUUCUUUCUCUUGA
Messenger RNA from Acanthosepion pharaonis, 531 nucleotides. Lineage: Eukaryota; Metazoa; Mollusca; Cephalopoda; Sepiida; Sepiidae. The record is from the annotation of a GenBank genome assembly.